AUGAAUUCAAGUAUUAAAACGCGUUUACAGGAUUCAUAUCCUGCUACACAAUCCUACACUAAACCACAUGAAUACGUCUACACCACCUUUUCACGAUCCAUCGCAUCCGAAAUUUCAAUUCCAUCUCAAACUACCGCUCACAAUGACGUUACGGAAGUCUUCAAUCAACGCAUUAUCAUUUCGGAUCAAUCUCUUGCGCGACAAAGGAACAUUGAUUCGUUAAAUAACCCGAGAUUGAAACCAUUGUAUUUAUUACAGACACAUAAGCUUAAACCAUUACAUUUGGUGAUAAAACAUCGAGAAAUACUUGACAAGAAAAUUGCAAAUCAACAAGAUAUCAUUCGAAGGAAUAAGUUUCAACAGAUAUUUGAUACACGUCAACGAGAGAAACACCUUUUAGAAAAUUUUCGUGGUCAAGGGUUGAAGGAUGAAAGAAUUUUGAUGAAAUUGGUGUUGUCAAAAUUGAAAAAAGAUGAUUUAAAUGAAAAGGCUGAUGUUAAAAGAAAAGGCAAACAAGUUGAAAUUUGCGAAGGAAAUGAAGAAAAUGAUCUUUCGAAUGAUGACAUUUAUGAAGAUUUGACCAUUUAUGACAUUAUUGAAAUGUUUAAAACGUUAAAUGGAGAUUACAAUUAUGUUAAUUAUAUAAACGAGUGA
Funneliformis caledonium is the source of this 654-nucleotide messenger RNA. The record is from the annotation of a GenBank genome assembly. NCBI's taxonomy places the organism in Eukaryota, Fungi, Glomeromycota, Glomeromycetes, Glomerales, Glomeraceae.